AUGUCUGCCACUGACUCAGUAGAUGGAAUGGUUGGUGCAUAUACCGGCAAUAACUAUGUUAAAGCACUCACCUUUACGACAUUUCUCGGAAUUGCACUCUACAACUCAGUGGAACUUGCGAUACUCGUUUUUGCAACAUUCCAGUGCUAUCGCGGGCUUUAUUUCUGGAGUCUACUGUUGAGCGCGUUGCUUGGAGUUGUUCCACAAGCCGUCAGCUUCAUCCUCAAAUAUUUCAUGCUGGCCCCGCUCGCACUUUCGCUCACCAUCUCUACUAUCGGGUGGUAUUUCAUGGUGACCGGCCAGGCCAUUGUGCUCUACUCUCGACUGAAUCUCCUUAUCAAUGACCCCGUCAUUUUGCGUCGGGUUCUUAUUAUGAUUAUCACCAACGCCGUGAUACUACAUGUACCAACAACGGUGAUCACCUACGGUUCGAACUUUGUCGGCAGCCCAGGCUGGAGCACUGCCUAUCCAAUUAUGGAACGAAUUGAGCUCAUGGGAUUUUCCAUCCAAGAGGCUAUUAUUUCGGGGCUCUAUGUCUUGCAAACCGUGCGAAACCUACGCCUUAUUCCACCAGGCUCUCGCAUGCACCGCUCACAUCGUGCUGUGCUAUACCAGGUUAUAGCCAGCAAUUUGCUGAUGGUAUUGCUUGAUGUAAUCCUCUUGGCAAUGGAGUAUACCAACGAAUUCGUUUACCAGACCACUUUCAAGUCUGUCGUCUAUAGUAUUAAACUGAAGCUAGAGCUAGCAAUGCUUAACCGCCUUGUCACUCUCGUUCGACCUGUACAGUUCUUUCCCGAGUUUGAAGGGCAAAUGAACAGAUGUUCCAAUAUUCCUCAUGAGCUUACAGACUUUAGCGGGUUUACUCGAGUGGUUUCUAGCGACACGGAAACAAGAUGA
Molecule: messenger RNA, 897 nt
Organism: Penicillium macrosclerotiorum
Lineage: Eukaryota; Fungi; Ascomycota; Eurotiomycetes; Eurotiales; Aspergillaceae
Exons: 1
Coding region: 1-897 (298 amino acids)
Source: RefSeq, a predicted model, not a curated record